Anolis carolinensis (green anole) is the source of this 5521-nucleotide messenger RNA. Its product is annotated as opsin-5. The record is from RefSeq and is a predicted model, not a curated record. Gene Ontology annotation, molecular function: G protein-coupled photoreceptor activity. NCBI's taxonomy places the organism in Eukaryota, Metazoa, Chordata, Lepidosauria, Squamata, Anolidae. The transcript is spliced from 6 exons. Gene Ontology annotation, cellular component: plasma membrane. Gene Ontology annotation, biological process: cellular response to light stimulus; G protein-coupled receptor signaling pathway; phototransduction. The coding region runs from base 1307 to 2506 and encodes 399 amino acids.
GGGGAGGUUGGUUUGCUUCAGUUCUGCAUUCUACCGUUUUUUAAGUUUCUUCUUCUAAGAAGAGUGAGAAGGAUGAGAAGAAGUUAACCUUCAUAGCAAUGUGUGGUGAUUCACUUCUCUUGCUUUGUAAUCUUUGUCCAUCUUCCUUAGUGUUUAUUUUUUUAUAUAUUCUUCCAGACAGGUCCAGUCUGUUUCCCUCAUGGGUUUUCCAUAGUUCCUUUUCAGCAGGAAUGUCAAUUUGUCCAUUUUUUUUUAUUUCUAGUACUUUCUAUAUCCAGAGCUGUCUUUCAGUGAUAGAGUCUUGAACCUUGGAAGAAAGGACCAUUUUGUGACAAGAAUGCUUAUCUCCCAUCACCAAGUUCUGCUCACCACAAAUUCCUAUCUCCAAGGACACAGCAAAAUGAUGAAAUCUGGAGGGCUGGGCCCAUGUCUAAAAGUCUGUAAAACCUUAAUAUAAAAAGCAUGUUUUUGUAAACUAGAUUAAAGCCCAAAGAAACACAUUGCAAGUAAAUUGUCAAGAACAUUGUGUAUCGGUACAGUGUACCUAUGAAGUGGGUACAAUUUUUUAAUCCAUGUAGGUCAGAGCUUUACAAACAUUUCAUAUUGGUGACAUACCUUUUUAGGCAAGCGUCAUUUUGUGACACAUUAAUUUAGCUUAACUAGCAAACCAGAGGUUAAACCAACUCUUACAAGAGAUAUGGACACAUACAUGGAUUGUAAUAAUAAAAGGUAUGGGGACAUGUCAUGAAAACUUUUCAGGUAUAUUUAAUAUAUACAUAUACACAUACAUAUAUAAUUUAUUGAUUAUUUCACACAAACGCAGAGGUUCCUCACUAUUUUCAUGCAACACAACGAUGCACUGCAGCCAACACACUAACCUUUCUCAACACACUAACCUUUCUCAACAUACAGUUUCAAUAGCUCUGAUGUAGAGAAACCCUUCUUCUGCCUUCAGAUUGCAUGCAUAUUUUAAUGUUCUAAUACAGAUCUGGUUUUUCAGACAAGAUACAUAUUGUGGUUCCCGGGAGCAGCCCCAGGUAAAUGACAAAACUCUGACAUCUUUGUCUGGUCACAGAUUGGUGAUCACUAGUAUUAAUAGAGAGGAUUAACCAUUGCAAGCAGGCCAGUAGGAUGCAAAGCUUCUACUUGUCUCCUUAAGAUUCCCUGCUGCUUUAUGAGUCUCAGGGCUCAGCUCUGUAGAACAGAGGGAGAGAGCAAGGGGGUGAGAAAGGCAGAGGUCAAUUUCUUUCUGUUUGUCCCCAGGACUUAGGAAGAAGGGCACGUUCUGGGUCAAGGACUGCAGAAAAUGUCUCUCCAGGUUUCUCCCCAGGCACCAUGGAGGAACAACAAUGUCACUUUUUCAAACAAAGAUGUCCCUGUCUCGGAACAAGGAGAGACUAUUAUUGGCUUCUAUCUUCUGGCUCUAGGUUGGAUGUCUUGGUUUGGCAACAGCAUUGUAAUCUUUGUACUAUAUAGACAGCGAGCUGGACUUCAGCCGACAGAUUACCUGACAUUUAACCUGGCUGUAUCUGAUGCCAGUGUCUCUGUUUUUGGUUAUUCCCGGGGGAUAAUAGAAAUUUUCAAUGUAUUCAGAGAUGAUGGAUUCCUUAUCACAUCGAUAUGGACUUGCCAGGUGGAUGGAUUUCUGACGCUACUGUUUGGUCUUGCAAGCAUUAAUACACUGACAGUGAUUAGCGUGACCCGAUAUAUAAAAGGAUGCCAUCCUGACCGAGGACAGUGUAUCAGCAAUAGCAGCAUCUCUGUGGCUCUUUUUCUGAUAUGGAUUGCAGCUUUCUUCUGGUCAGUAGCUCCAGUCCUGGGAUGGGGCAGUUAUACAGAUCGCAUGUAUGGAACUUGUGAAAUCGACUGGGCAAAAGCCAACUUCUCAACAAUCUACAAGUCUUAUAUUGUGUCCAUAUUCAUCUGUUGUUUUUUCCUACCUGUGUCUGUCAUGGUUUUUUCCUAUGUGUCCAUCAUUAAUACAGUCAAGUCAAGCCACGCUCUAAGCGGAGUGGGUGACCCAACGGAGAGACAGAGGCGUAUGGAACGAAGUGUCACAAGGGUUUCUGUUGUGAUCUGCACUGCCUUUAUCACGGCCUGGUCACCGUAUGCUGUCAUCUCCAUGUGGUCUGCCUAUGGUUACACUGUGCCCAAUUUAACUAGCAUCCUUGCCAGCCUUUUUGCGAAGUCUGCCAGCUUUUACAAUCCCAUCAUUUACUUUGGAAUGAGCUCCAAAUUCCGAAAGGACAUCUUCGUCUUGCUCCACUGUGCCAAAGAGAUCAAGGAUCCUGUGAAGCUCAAACGGUUCAAGAACCUCAAGCAGAAACAGGAAGUUUCACCUUCUCAAAGAGAAGAAAAAUACGCUGCAGAUGUCCAGCCUGCUCUAAGCCCUGAUUCUGGGGUAGGGAGUCGUUCAAACACUCCUCCCCCAGUAAACAGGGAAGUGUAUUUCGGUGCUUUUGAUACCUUUUCCAACAAUCCUGAUGUUGAAUGUGACAGACUGUGAGCACACUCCCUGCUCACAUGGUCCAGCCGGGGAAUGCAUCCAAUAGAACAUGUUUGCCUCCUCCAGUUGGGUCUCCUACAUGUAUGUUGGACUACAGUAGCCAUCGGCCCACACCAACCAGUGUCUGGGUGAUGGGAAUUGUAGUACAACGCAUCUGGAGAUCCUCUUACUGGAGUACAGAUUGGUCAAUAAUUACCUUUCAUCUUUUCCUCAGGUAUGAAUAUGGCAUACACUAGUUUGUCUGAAAUGGAGGGAAAAAAACAUUUCUGAAGUUGUGUGCAGAGUAUGUAGAAGGGUUAUAAAAUUGCUAUGUAGACAAUUAAACCUGAAGGAGGGUGGAAUACCUUGUAUGCAUAGGGAUUCAUUUUCCCCUUUCCAGCUGCAAGCCUGAAAGACUUUUGUAGAAAAUCUGCCUGCUGGCAUGUAAAAAAAAGUUACUAAUAUUUUCCCUAUCUAAUAAUAGAAAUUGAAGUUACAUAUUUUUCUGCCAUUUCUAUUCCUCACCCAGAGUUCUGGCUUCACACAGUUUACUCUCAGCUCUCAAACAGUGCAUUUAGUCAAGCGACAGUUGGAAAAGCAAGUUUUCCCCCAAUAGCACUGGGUUGCUGCUUCAUAUUCGGCCACCAGAGGGUGGGCAGAAAUUAAAGUACAGCCUUGAAGUUCCUUAUUCCUUCUGGCAUCCCUCUUUAUUCUUUCUGGCAUCCUUUUUUUUUGGCUCAUGAAGAAAAAUCAAAAGGUUACUUUCCUUUUGUUGUUGUUGUUGUGUGCCUUCAAGUCAUUUCGGACUUAGGGCAACUCUAAGGUGACUAUAUCACAAGGCUUUCUUGGCAAGAUUUGUUCAGAAGGGGUUUGUCCUUACUUGCCCAAGAUCUCCUAGUGGGUUGCUCUGAGUCUUUCAGGCUGCAUGGCCAUGUUCCAGAAGCUUUCUUUCCUGACGUUUCGCCCACAUCUGUGGCAGGCAUCCUCAGAGGUUGUGAGGUAUGUUGGAAACUAGGAAAAGGGGGGUUUAUAUAUUUGUGUAAGAUCCAGGGUGGGAGAAAAAACUCGUGUCUGUUGAAGGCAGAUGUGAAUGUUAUAAUUAAUCACCUUGAUUAGUAUUUGUUGGCCCUGUGGCCACAAGCAUGUGGACAAUUUCAAGAGAAAGGAGGAAACCAUGAAAAUGAACAAAAUCUGAUCAAUAUUUUAAAAACCUCUAAAAUCAGAACAGUAAAUAAAGAACAACACUCCGAAAACAGAGAAAUUCUAGACCUGAAACAAUCAGGAACAGCUAACACCUUCAAACAAAGGAUUCUGCCAGGCAGGAAGAAGCCAGGCCUUGAGGCCACAGGGCCAUCAAAUGCUAAUGUGAUGAAUUGCAACAUACACACCUGCCUGUAACAGACAAGAGUUCCCACCCUUACACAAAUAUAUAAACCGUCCUUUCCUAGUUUCCAACAGAUCUCAUAACCUCUGAGGAUGCCUGCCACAGAUGUGGGUGAAACAUCAGGAGAGAAAGCUUCUGGAACAUGGCCAUACAGCCCGAAAGACUCAGAGCAACCCAGUGAUUCCACCCAUGAAACCUUUCAACAAUACAUCUAGUGGGUUUCCAUGGCCAAGCAGGGAUUUGAACCCUGGUCUCCAGAGUUGUAGUCCUAUGCUCCAAACCAUUAUGCCAGGCUGGCUUCUUCCUUUACUAUGCUAAUUUUUGAAAACAGGGAUUGAAAUGGCAGAUACAGGCAAGCAAAAAGAAUUCCUGCUCUGAUUGAAGAAAUUGCUUCAUGGCAAACUGUGAUGGGUGGUAUGAUUUAUUUUUUACACUUUCUUUUGGCAAGCAGGGCAAGGCCAUAAUAUUCCUAGUUAUGAGUGUCUGAGUCUUAUAUAAUUCAUCUAUUUAGCUUGGGCCAUCCCCAGAAAAUGUGCUGCAUGAGGCAAAGGACAAAAUGGAAAAACACACAUGCAGCUAAAUCGUACUUGAAGGCUAGUUUAAGGGACAUAGGAGAUAUUGCUCUCCAAAAUAGGGAAAUGAACAAUUGAGCUCAAAAGAAAGAGCUGGAGGGAGGCAGCAUUUGCCACCAGAGGCACUUGCCUCACUCUGCCCAAUUUUUAGGGCUGACCAUGAAUUCAUGGAGGAAUAACCAAAAUACACAGAGACGAAGCUCAGAAAAGUGGUCAUUCUGGCUGAUGGAUAAUGGGAGUUGUAGUUCAAAAAUAACUUACAUUUUUCCAAGUUCUGCAAGUGGUGCUAAAACUAGUAGGAACAAUCACUAUAGUUGGCCAGCAAUGGUAUCCAACUUCUUUGAAGCACAGAUUUUCUGGUACUUUCCCUUCUUCCUGAGAACUUGUCUAAGCCAAAGAAUCUUCUCAAGUCCCAAGGAUCAAAAAUAACAUCCAUACAUAGAAAGAAAAAAGAAAUAUCUCUGUGUUUUACAUUGCCUGCUCAUUCAUGCAAAACUGCCAGACAAUGUCAUAAUAUAAAUGAAGAGGUAUAUCUGAUAAAGAUCUCUCUGAAAUACAGUAGGCUCCAGUAUUUGCAGGAUCAGGAUCGGUAUCUGAUUUCAUUUAUCCAUGCUGUACAAAAUAUUUACUCUAAGCAUUUUCUAGGUCGUUCAGCACAAUUCUACAGUAUCCUACAACCAGAAGGCCUUCAUUUCAAUAGGAGUCACUAUUUUCUGAGAUUUUGCAUUUCCAUGUGAAGCCUGGGGACAUAUCUCCUUCAGAUACAUAGCUCAUGCUGUAUUGUUUGCAUGGAAAUAUGUACCCAAUGAUUGAAAUUUUGGUUUUGGCCAUUAAUUGAGUGGGGAAAUGUUACUAACAUUUUUUAAAACCUGUGGAAUUUUACAGUCCCCAAAGAGGGAGGGGGCAGGGAGAUAGGCUAAUACGUUUUUUGCAAAAUUAACCUUUUUUGAUUUGUAUUUGUUGGGAUGGUUACAAAAAAAUCCACCUUCCUUUCCUCCCUUGGCAUAUUUGGUCUGAGAUUAUCAUCUCUAAUUUCAAUUCUAAACAAAUAAACUUUCUAAGCAAUAAGAAAGAGAACGA